CACACUCAAGAGAGAAUGGCAGCCAGGAACUCUUCUGUGACAGAGUUCAUCCUCACAGGCUUAACGGACAAGCCAGAACUUCAGCUGCCCCUCUUCUUCCUGUUUCUAGGUUUCUAUCUGGUCACAGUUCUUGGGAACCUGAGCUUGAUCCUCCUGAUAGGGCUGAACUCUUACCUGCACACUCCCAUGUACUUCUUCCUCUUCAACCUCUCCAUAAUUGAUUUAUCUUACUCCACUACCAUCACCCCCAAAAUGCAGAUGAGUUUUAUCUCAAAGAAGAACAUUAUCUUCUAUGCUGGGUGCAUGACUCAGCUCUUUUUCUUCUGCUUCUUUGUCAUUUCUGAGUCUUUUGUUCUUUCAGCAAUGGCAUAUGACCGUUAUGUUGCCAUUUGUAACCCACUAGUGUACACAGUCACCAUGUUUUCCCAGAUGUGUUUUCUCCUCUUGUUAGGUGCCUAUGGGAUGGGCUUUGCUGGGGCUAUUAUCCACACAGGAAGCAUAAUGAGCCUGACCUUCUGCUCUGAAAACCUUGUCAAUCAUUUCAUGUGUGACAUCCUUCCCCUCCUUGAGCUCUCCUGUAACAACACUUAUGCACAUGCACUUGUAGUCUUUAUUAUUGUGGCCAUUGUUAUUGGAAUACCCAUUGCCACCAUCUUCCUUUCUUACACCCUCAUCUUGUCUAACAUUCUUCACAUCAGUUCCACAGAGGGUAGAUCCAAAGCCUUUAGUACCUGCAGCUCCCAUGUGAUUGUGGUUUCUCUGUUUUUUGGUUCUGGGGCUUUCAUGUAUCCUAAACCACCAUCUAUUAUGCCUCUUGGUCAAGGGAAAGUGUCUUCCCUGUUCUAUACCAUUGUAGUACCUAUGUUAAAUCCAUUAAUCUAUAGCUUGAGGAAUAAAGAUGUCAAAAUUGCUUUGAGGAAAACUUUGAACAGAAAAAUAUUUUCUUAG
Messenger RNA from Heterocephalus glaber (naked mole-rat), 948 nucleotides. Its product is annotated as olfactory receptor 8B12. The record is from RefSeq and is a predicted model, not a curated record. Lineage: Eukaryota; Metazoa; Chordata; Mammalia; Rodentia; Bathyergidae. Gene Ontology annotation, biological process: G protein-coupled receptor signaling pathway. Gene Ontology annotation, molecular function: G protein-coupled receptor activity; olfactory receptor activity. Gene Ontology annotation, cellular component: membrane.